Molecule: messenger RNA, 404 nt
Organism: Staurois parvus
Lineage: Eukaryota; Metazoa; Chordata; Amphibia; Anura; Ranidae
Source: the annotation of a GenBank genome assembly
AUGCGCGGCGAUCGCCGGUGCGCUGUGUCCCUCGGACACAGCGGAUCACGGAAAGAGCCGAAGAUGUCGGCUCGGUCAUGUGAUCAGCUGUGUCCAAUCACAGCUGAUCACAUGGCACUGAUGAUCAGUGUGCCCUGAUGAUCAGUGUGGCCCCAGAAGUGCCACCUGUCAGUGCUCAUCAGUGCCACGUGCCAGUGCCCAUCAGUGCCACGUCAAUGCCACAUAUCAGUACCUACCAGUGCACAUCAAUGCCACAUAUCAGUGCCCAUCUGAGCUGCCUUUCAAUGUCACCCAUCAGUGCCAGUCAGUGCCACCUAUCAAUGCCAAUCAGUGCCACAUAUCAGUGCUGCCAAUCAGUGCCACCUAUCAGUGCCAGUCAGUGUCGCAUAUCAGUGCGCAUCAGU